Molecule: messenger RNA, 1296 nt
Organism: Penicillium brevicompactum
Lineage: Eukaryota; Fungi; Ascomycota; Eurotiomycetes; Eurotiales; Aspergillaceae
Exons: 2
Coding region: 1-1296 (431 amino acids)
Source: RefSeq, a predicted model, not a curated record
AUGGCUACCACCGAAGGUCCUGCUAGGGUACAUGACCGCAAUGCACGACGUCGCCCAUUUUCCAGCUGGAUGAAACGACUAGCAAACCUCAAGAGCUCCUCUGAUUCUACUUCAAAUCGAUGGCCCAACAGGCGUAACGCCGGUGCCAAGGGCAAGAAAGGCGACCAAGGCAACAACCCGUAUCCGCUCUCUGGUACAAUCAACCGUCACACGGGGAGCCAGACGCCGACCGAGUCAUACACCUACGACAACUAUGGAGAUGGCUCCCAAUCGAGGAGUGAUCCAUCCUUGGUCUCUUCGGGAUAUGAAAACCCCGCCCCCUUGACAGGUGCCAAAUCUGCUGCACCAACUAUCUCGACGAACGGCGAUGCCGGAUAUUCAGAGGCUGCGUAUUCUAAGGCUGGGACAUUGGCAACAGGAACCGAAGGAUUCAGUACACAUGGAGGAGGGGAGGGCAGCACGUUUUCGUCGCCCGCGCCGUCGGUUCGCUCGUUGGCCACUACUCUGACGACCGUGCACUCAGCGGCACCCUCGACACAACUCUACAACGCUCAGAACAGCCAAGGGAACCACCAUGGUAAUUCGACCCAAGCCAACUCGAACCAGUCCGUACAUUUCACCCACCAAUUUCCUCCAAAUUCAUCUCCGGCUACUGCUGUACCUUCGCAUUUGGUCUCACAUACCCAUGGCAUGACAUACAGCACGGCAACCGCGAACAACGCCUUGAACGACAACGCGUCUGUACUCACCCUGGCGAGCUCUUCUAAGCGCCGCCGUCGCAAUUCGUUGGACACAAAUGCAUCAGUCCGCGGGUUGGCCCCUUCCUCGGUCUUCGGUGGCAGCCGUGAAAGCCUACCGCUGAGUGUAUUGAGUGGGAACACAAAUGAAGCAUCCAACGCCUCUGUUUUCAACACAUCCGGUGUAUUGAGUCGACCGAGUAUUGUGGGUCUUGCCAGUGCUGAGCGCAUCAGUGUGUACUCCCCUGGGGCCACACCACUUGCAGCCACCAAUGCCGAACGGGGCAGCUUGUACUCUAAGCAAGUUGGUGGUGAUUCAGCGAGCAUUCGCAGUGUGGUUCAAUCCCACAGUCGAAAUGACAGCACCGCUGCGAGUGUUGCAGGGGUUGUGAGCAGUCCUCUCGCUAUGGGCGGUCGCAUGAGCCGACGGAGUUCCGGCUGGGGAGAAAUUACCGGCGAGGAAGACAACAACGAUGUUAAGCUCGACGAGAGGGGAGAAGAAUCUGAACGGAACACCGGGGAUGAUGGCGGUUCUGUUGGUGAGACCCCGAAGAAAUGA